Messenger RNA from Westerdykella ornata, 648 nucleotides. RefSeq lists its product as uncharacterized. The record is from RefSeq and is a predicted model, not a curated record. NCBI's taxonomy places the organism in Eukaryota, Fungi, Ascomycota, Dothideomycetes, Pleosporales, Sporormiaceae. The coding region runs from base 148 to 543 and encodes 131 amino acids. The transcript is spliced from 2 exons.
AUACUAUUGUAAACAGUAGGCAUAUAUAAGUGUUGCUGUCACCCAGAUAGAUGGGCAUAACAAUCAAUUGUUUCGAGUUCCAGACUACACAGUACUUCGAAUCGGAUUACCCACUUUCACAACCAUACUUCGUCCGACCUUUUUAAAAUGGUGACCUUAAGCAAGCCCACGUUCGUCACCAUGGCACUCAUUGCCUCCCUCCUUGCGCCUCAAGUGCACGGCUGGAGCGUCGGCUUAUGGAGCACAGCGAAUUCCUGCGGCCAGAGCGGAGCUGCCGACACAACUCGGGGUGGCGACUCUGCCGUGAGCAGCAGCUGCCAGGGCUUCGGCUUCAACGAAAUCCAAGCCAUUGAAGUUACGGAUUGGGCCGAUAACUGCAAGAUUGUGGCGUACGACUCGUGGUCGUGUGACAACGUACUGGAAGAAUUCACAAAGGACAAAUAUCCGCCAUCCCAGGCCGACCCGAAUUGGACUUGUAUCAACAAUUUGAGGAAUCAUGAGAACCUGGUCAACUGGCAGGCUUUCAAGUACGAAUGCGCCUAGGAACUUGGUAGUGGGCGAUCUGCAAGAUAUGUGGUAUUAUCUGGAGUUGCUGGACCACUGUUUUUUAUGUCGAUUCGUAGUCAGCUUCAAAUUCCAACCCUACCC